AGUUCUGCAGAGGACCAAGGCUCUUCCAGAAGCCACGAACGGUGUGCUGUGAAUGUUUGUUAAAGGAACGGUCUGUUUAAGUCCAGCCCCGAUUAUAAAUUUACAGGAAGUUAAAUUUGUGCCAUGUAAACAGCAGCAGCUACAAGAUGGCUAAGAAAUCACUUGCUAGAUGGAUCUAUCAAAUCUAAGAGGCGUAAGAGAACUGAAUUUUAUGAGGAGGUAUAGUGAGUGUCAUGUGAAGAAACAGAGCAUUUCUGAAUCCUGCUGUCUGGGUCGCCCCAGAAAAUGAAGAUGAAUGCUUUGGUGGAAGAAGAGGACAGCUGCACACUCUGAAUUUUCUGGCAUGGAUCUGUAUGAAGAUUACAAAUCGCCCUUCGAUUUCAAUGCUGGAGUGAACAGAAACUAUCUUUACCUGUCGCCUAGCAUAAACCUUUCUCCACCUGGAUCACCUACAUUAGCAAAGUCUGGGCUGCUGAGAAGUGACUCUAUACCUGAGGUUGGAGAGGAUGCUGCUGCUACAGUUGGUAUGGCAGAAACACUCUCAGAAGAAGAACAGGAUGAGCUAAGAAAAGAGCUUGCUAAGGUGGAAGAGGAAAUCCAGACGCUCUCACAAGUGCUAGCUGCCAAAGAGAAGCAUCUAGCAGAAAUCAAGAGAAAGUUGGGAAUUAACUCAUUACAGGAACUAAGGCAGAACAUUACCAAAAGCUGGCAAGAUGUUACAUCAACCACAGCAUACAAGAAAACAUCAGAAACACUGUCUCAGGCUGGUCAGAAGGCUUCUGCUGCUUUUUCAUCUGUUGGUUCAGUCAUAACGAAGAAGUUUGAAGAUGUCAGACUACAGGCAUUUUCACAUUCCUUUAGUAUACGCUCCAUACAACACUCAAUUAGCAUGCCUAUUAUGAGAAAUUCUCCUACUUUCAAAUCCUUUGAGGAAAAAGUUGAAAACUUAAAGUCUAAAGUCGGAGGAAGCAAACCUGCUGGGGGAGACUUUGGAGAAGUUCUCAACUCUGCUGCCAAUGCCAGUGCCACAGAAACUAUUGCAGAACAGACACAGGAGGAGACCCACUGAGAUUCCUGCCUCUGUCCUGCUACCCACUGCCAGAUGCUGCAAGCAAAAACUAAGCACACUUGUAACAUUCUUUGCGCUCUUUCCACCAGAUGUGCUUUUAUUUAGCACGUAGUUAUUUUACCAGAUUAACUGAUACUGAGCUUGUUCGUGGGUUCAAAAUAUUUUUGAAACUAAAAUACAUUGUUUGGGGUUUUGUGUGGGAAGGGGAAUUUUUAGCCUUUCAAGCAUUUAAAGGACUUAUCUGUAAUUUGAAGGCAACCUUUAAAAUAUAGCAAUGAAAAAAAACUCUUGAGAAGUUAAUUAUACUGUACAUAUACUGUGGAUACGUAAUUACUUUUGAAUCUGUAACUACUGCUCAACUUGAUCGUUAUGAAUUUACUGCUGCUGCCGAACUGAAGCUUGUUACUUCACUCCCUUGUGAUUCUUUCAGUUAAGUGUUGCCUGCACAGGACACCAGACUAGGAGGAUCGCUCCCAGCUAAAGAAAGGACUUCUGCUUCAAUGGGCUUUAAACAACUUAUUCAUAGCAGGAUUACACAUGGGUAGGAACGUACUGUCUUACGAGUGUGUUCCUCACACAACAGAUGUGGAUACAGUAAUAUGU
Messenger RNA from Pelecanus crispus (Dalmatian pelican), 1672 nucleotides. It is a transcript of the gene TPD52, whose product is annotated as tumor protein D52. Gene Ontology annotation, cellular component: mitochondrial small ribosomal subunit; cytoplasm. Lineage: Eukaryota; Metazoa; Chordata; Aves; Pelecaniformes; Pelecanidae. Gene Ontology annotation, biological process: B cell differentiation. The record is from RefSeq and is a predicted model, not a curated record.